GGGCCCGCUGACUCCGUGACAACAUCCCGUCGGCUCCGUGCGACACCGGCGGGAUCUCCGAGGGUUCCCGCUCCGCGGACUCCGCGCGCUCCCCGCGCUCCCCGCGUCCCCCCGGGCCGCCAUGGCUUCCAACCCGCAGCCGCAGCCUCCGCCGCCGGCGCCGCCGCCUCCUCCGCCGCAGCCGCAGCCGCCGCCGCCGCCGCCGGGCCCCGUAACCGGUCCCGGCGCGGGGGGCACGGGCGGUGCGGGCGCGGGCGCCGGGGACCCGCAGCUGGUGGCCAUGAUCGUGAACCACCUCAAGAGCCAGGGGCUCUUCGACCAGUUCCGCAGGGAUUGCCUGGCCGACGUGGACACCAAGCCUGCCUAUCAGAAUCUCAGACAGCGUGUUGAUAACUUCGUGGCAAACCACCUAGCAACUCAUACCUGGAGUCCUCGCCUCAAUAAGAACCAGCUAAGAAAUAACAUUCGACAGCAAGUGCUCAAAUCAGGAAUGCUGGAAUCCGGUAUCGAUCGAAUUAUUUCUCAGGUUGUGGAUCCAAAGAUCAACCACACAUUCAGACCUCAGGUAGAGAAAGCUGUGCAUGAGUUUUUGGCCACACUAAAUCACAAAGAGGAAGCAAGUGGCAGUGCCGUCCCGGAUGACGAGAAACCAGACUCCUCCGUCGUUACACAAGGUGUCCCUGCUCCUGGGCCCAGUGCUAAUGUCGCCAGUGAUGCUAUGUCGAUCUUAGAAACCAUAACUUCUCUUAACCAAGAAGCUAAUGCUGCCCGGGCCUCCACAGAAACGCCCAAUGCCAAGAGUAGUGAGAGAGUAUCCAGGAAGCUCUCCCUUCAGCCAAGCCCCGACCUUAGUGCUGACAAAGAGAAGAUGUCAGAGGACGUGGCUGAUCAAGAAAGGGCCGUACCUGACUCUGGAGGGGAAACCCUCGAAACUGCCCUCAAGUCUGAAGAACUCAGUGAUGCUCCCUGUCAAGGUGAAGAAGUUAAAAACCACACAAAAGAGAACAGUGGCGUAGUUCUGCUAAAUAAGGAUGCUCAACAGGAAAGCAGUGACCAAAAGAACAAAUCCACAGACAAAGCUGAAAAGAAACCAGAGAGCAAUGAAAAAGGAGAAAGAAAGAAAGACAAGAAGGAAAAGAUUGAAAAGAAGUUUGACCACUCCAAAAGGAAUGAAGAGACACAAAAAGUAAAAGAUGAGAAACAAGCAAAGGACAAAGAAGUAGAGAGUUCAAAACCUCCUUCAGAAAAGAAUACUAGUAAGGCUAAAACUGCUGAAGGGACAAAAGAAGACUCCUCUUUGAUAGAUUCUGAUGUGGAUGGACUUACAGACAUUACAGUUAGUUCUGUUCAUACCAGUGACCUUUCAUCUUUUGAAGAAGACACUGAGGAGGAAGUUGUAAUGUCUGAUAGCAUGGAGGAAGGAGAGAUUGCAUCUGAUGAUGAAGAGAAGAACAAACAGAAUAAAACAAAAGCUCAAACCAGUGAUUUGAAUGAAGGAAAAGCAAAAAGUGUGCGUCAUGCUUAUGUUCACAAACCAUUUCUGUAUUCAAAGUACUAUAGUGAUUCUGAUGAUGAGCUUACUGUAGAACAGCGGCGACAGUCUAUUGCUAAAGAAAAAGAAGAGAGGCUCUUAAGAAGGCAAAUUAAUAGAGAGAAACUUGAAGAAAAACGAAAACAAAAAGCAGAAAAGACCAAGUCUUCUCAAGCCAAGAAUCAAGGAAAAAGUAGCAUAGACUUAGAAGAGUCAUCAACAAAGAAUGUGGAACCUAAAGCCCCUGGAAUUAAAGAAGUCCUUAAAGAACGGAAGGUUUUAGAGAAAAAAGUAGCAUUAAGCAAGAGAAGAAAGAAAGAUUCACGGAACAUUGAUGAGAAUUCCAAAAAGAAACAACAGUCUGAAGAAGAUUCCAAAGAGACUCUCAAAACAAAUGAGCACUGUGAAAAGGAAAAGGGAUCCUCUUCAAAGGAGCUCAAGCAUGCCCAUGCAAAAGGCGAGCCAAGUAAACCUACCCGGAGACUUUCAGAAUCUUUGCAUUCAACUGACGAAAACAAAACUGAAUCCAAAGGAGAAAGAGAACAUAAAAGACGGACAUCUACCCCCGUGGUAAUGGAUGGGGCACCAGAAGAAACUGACACCAGAGAUGGGAAGAAGCAACUGGAACGCUCAGAAAGUGGAACAGAGGAAACCCAGAAACAGAAAAGCUCACUUAAGAAUGAAAAACAUCCAAAGAAAGAUGACUCUGAAAUUCCACAUUUGAAAACCUUACCUAAGAAAGAAGUAAAAUCUAAAGAGAAGGCUGAAAAGGAAAAAACUCCUUCAGAAGAAAAACUGCCUACAAAACACAAGUAUAAAGGUGACAGUGUACAGAAAACAGGUGAUGAGGCUGAACUUCACUCUGAAAAAGGUCUAAAAGUAGAAGAAACUAUUCAGAAGCAAAAUCAGCAAACUAAAGUAUCUUCAGAUGAGAAAGCGGAACGAAAAAGUAAACAUAGGAAUGAAAGGAAAUUAUCAGUAUUAGGCAAAGAUGGAAAGCCAGUUUCUCAAUAUAUUAUAAAAACAGAUGAGAAUGUGCGUAAAGAAAAUAAAAAAGAGAGACACAUAUCAUCUGACAAAACUAAGGCAGAGCACAAAUCCAGGAGAUCAAGUGAUUCUAAAUUGCAGAAAGAUUCUUCCAGCUCCAAGCAACAUGGUGUCCCAGCACAAAGAAGAAGCGAAAGUUACUCAGAAGAUAAGUGUGAGACAGAUUCAACUAACUUAGAAAGUAGUUUAAAACCAGAAGACGUUCACAAAGAGAGGCGACGAACAAAGAGCUUAUUGGAUGAAAAACUUGUGUUGAAGUCUAAAUCAAAAAGUCAAGGUAAACAAUUAAAGGUUUCUGAAACAGAGCUACAAGAAAGUAUCACAAAACAGUCAGUCACUCCAAAACCAGAUAAGGAGAAGAACACCGAAGAAACGGAUUCAGAAAAACAACGCAAGGCUAAAGUUGAAGACAGACCUUUAGAAGAAUCCGGUGUUGAUCAUGGGUUAGAGAGUGCUGCUUCUUCAGCACACAGUACACAGAAAGACUCUAGCCACAGAGCAAAGUUACCAGUGACAAAGGAAAAAUAUAAAGGUGAUAAAGAUUCUAGUGCCUCCCGACUUGAGAGAAAGUUAUCAGAGGGACACAAAGGCAGAAACUUAAAGCACAGUAAUAAAGACAUGAAAAAGAAGGAAGAAAAUAAACCAGAUGACAAGGACAGUAAAGAAGUUGACAGUAACCAUGAAAAGACUAGAGGGAAUGGUUCGGUCGUAGAAAAAAAAUUAAGUAGAAGGAUGAGUGAAAAUCGAAGAGGAAGCUUAUCACAAGAAAUGACCAGAGAAGAUAAAUUAUCAGGAAAUACUGUGGGCACUCCAAGUAGUUCCUCUCUUCUGAGGCCAAAAAAAAGUGGUGAAACCGUGUCGAUUCCUGAACAAGAACCAAUGGAAACUGAUUCUGAGGCUGCUGUUGAAAAUGUAUGUGAAGGAUCUAAACCUCAAGAUAGCAGCCAUAAUAGUUCUCAGCAUGACCUUGGGUCUGACCAUCCUAUAAAACCAAAAACGACGACAGUUCUCAAAGAUGAAUUAAGAACUUCUGUAGUAGAUUCAAAAACAGCAACUGCAGCCUGUAAGUCAGGGCGUGGAAUGGGAAUUACUAGCAAUCCUGAAAAGCGUGCUGACCAUAACAGCACCUUAACCAAGAAGUCUCAUACUCAGCAUGCUGUGUCCAGACCUAAUCCUGGGGAGAAAGAAUCUGCUCAGCGAGGAGCUCAUGAUGUGAGUGUCGACCCGGAGCCAAGUCUCAGAAUGUUGUCUAGUGCCCUGUCAGCAAAUAAUAGAGUGCAGAAGAACUUGAAAAGCACAGCUGGUCCCUCGGAAGAACACACUGGUCAAGAAGACACUGCUCUGGAACAUUCCAUAAACUUAAAUCCCUCCCCAUCCUUAAGUUCAGUGACUGUUUUGCCGCAGAAAGAAUCUCCUGGUUCAGAACUGAUUCCUCCUCUGAGCAGAACUGUUUUAGAAGGUAGCAUAGCCAGCACAUCCCUUAAGGAUCCCACUGAUACUGCUAACCAAAGUUUGCCUGUUAGGAAAUCAGAAGUCUCUAGGACAAGUUAUGGCAAAGAAAGUGGUGAUGAUUUCACAGUAAAUAUAUCAGGAAAAUCAAGCACAGCUGGCAAGAAACACAUUUCAGAAGAUCACCCAGCCACUUUAUUAGACAAUAAACAAGAGAAAGUAAAUACUAGUCUUGCUUGCAAGUCAAUGGACAUGAUGAUGGAAAAUGAGAAUGCUGGCAAAGAAGCUGGCUUUGUGGAUGCAGCCAAGAAAGAAAUUGACUUAAAUGCAGAGCUUAAUUUAAAGCAGACAGCCAUGGAAAAUGACAAGAAGGAUGACAUUGCUGUUAAUCCUGUAGUAGGCAUAAGUACCGAAAAAGAUGCUGAAACAGAUGAACUUGAACAUAAAGAUUUGGUUGAAAUGAAAACACUGCCGACUGAUGUUGAGAAAAGGGCUGAAAACAAUGACAUAAACACCAGCGCUGGAGGUGACACUGCUCCCUCUGUGUCUCAGCAGAGGAAUGGGAAAACUCCAAAGGAAGCUGUUGGACCUGGUAGAACCGAAGAGACUUCUAUUGCUACUAGUACUGAAGAGAAGGACAAAGGCAUCUCCUUAAACCCAGUAAAGGCUGUGGGUGCUACCACCACUUCAUUAAAGACAGGAAAGAGGGGAAUGGCUUUGCCUUGCACCAGCAUCGAGGCAGACGAAGGCUUUAUAAUAGGUACACAUCCCCAAAACAAUCCCCUAGGGGUUGGGAUGGAAGCCAGUGAGUGCACCGUUUUUGCUGCAGCCGAAGAAGGUGGGGGUGUUGUCACAGAAGGAUUUGCAGAAAGCGAGACUUUCCUCACAAGCACCAAGGAGGGAGAAAGCAGAGAGUGUACUGUGGCAGAAUCAGAAGACAGAGCAGCAGGCCCUGUGUCUGCUGAUACAGUGAAAACGGAAGUCAGCGUCAACAGUGCUGUGACCGAGGAAAAAGAUGAUGCCGUAACCAGUGCAGGUUCGGAAGAGAAGUGUGAUGGUUCUUCAGGCAGAGACUCAGAAAUCGUUGAGGGGACUGUUAUUUGCAUUAGUGAAGUUGAAAGCGAUGGAGCAGUUACAAGUGCAGGGACAGAAAUAGGAGCAGGAUCUGCAAGCAGUGAAGACAUCAUUGGGUUCCAGGGAAACAGAACACGGAUGGAUCUCAAAAAAGAAACAGAGGGCGCUGUGACAUGUACAGGAGCAGAAGGCAGAAAUGAUAACUUGGUUAUCUGCCCAGCAACCGGGGCCGAGCCCCAAGGGGAGCACAUGGUUACAGGUGCAGAUGUGGUCCAGGUAGAUAAUAACACACCCCCUGGGACAAGCUCCAUCCCCAGCAGAGAUGGUUCUGGAAAUGACAGUAUGGAAGGGGAGAGUGCAGUCACCAGCACGGGCAUAACAGAAGAAGAUGGGGAAGGACCAGCAAGUUGCACUGGCUUGGAAGACAGCAGCGAAGGCUACGCCAUAAGUUCUGAGACAGAAGAAAGUGGAGAGAGUGCAAUGGACAGCACAGUUGCCAAAGAUAACACUGAGGUACCCUUAGUAGCCACCAGCCCUUGUGAUGAUGAAGACAUUGUGACCAGUACAGGUGCAAAAGAAGAAGAUGAUGAAGGGGAAGGUGUUGUGACUAGUACUGGGAGAGGAAAUGAAAUUGGCCACGCUUCGACUUGCACAGGGAUAGGUGAAGGAAUCUGCGAGAGCGCAGAAGGGGAAGAUAGUCAGAUUGGUCCUACAGUCGAGCAUGUGGACACAGAAGCCGGAGCGACUGUCAUGAGUGCCAAUGAAAGUAACAUUGAUAGCAUGAGCGGCGCCCAGAAGGAAAUCAAAGACAUGGAGAUCUGCUCCAGUGCCAAAGGGAUUGUAGAGAGCAGCGUGACCAGUGCGGUUGCAGCCAAGAGCGACAUGGCCCCACUUCCAGAAGGCCCCAUGACGAGCGCAGGUGCUGAUCCAACUGAUAGUCUCCUGGGGAGGAAGGAAAAGGGUGAAGAUAGCACUAUUACCACCGGCCUGGUCGGGGGCAGUUACGAUGUUCUUGUGUCUGGGGCAGUCCCGGAAUGUGAAGUUGACCACACAUCCCUAAGUGAAAAAGAAGACGAGGGCGUCAUCACCUCGGUAGAAAUCCAAGAGUGUGAUGGCCGCAUGGCCGCCACAGCCAGUGAGCCUUCCACCCAAGACAGCUCAGCUGGGGGUCAAAGUCAAGGCAAAGGAUUGAUGAUUUCUACCAGUACAACCAAUGAGUACACCCCUCAGGUAGGCAUGGCUGUAGAUACAGGACAUUCAAGUACUCUGGGAACUGAAGGAAACGUGGAAGGUGCCAGAGAAAAAAUGGAAGCAUUUGAGGCCCCGAUGCCCAGUGCCGUUUCAGGGAAUGAGAAUCAACUCACCGCCAGCAGAAGGGAAGAAAAGGACGAAUGUGCCAUGAUCUCCACGAGCAUAGGGGAAGAGUUUGAAGGGCCCAUCUCCAGCGCUGUCGACAUCAAAUGUAUUGAAAGUCAGCAGCCAGCCGCCACCACUGAUGACAGAGCUAAAGGCUCAGCCCGGGCGAGCACCGAGGACUUUGAGGUGCCCAUGCCCAGUGCUCCCACAGAAGCUGAACACCCUCUUGCCUCGACCAGCAAGGAAGAAAAGGAUGAGUGCGCUCUCAUUUCCACCAGCAUAGCAGAAGAGUAUGAGGCCUCCGUUUCCGGCGUGAGUGGGAACGCACCCUCUCUCACAGAUGGGAGUGCUGUCAUCUCCACCAGCUCAGUGGAAGACUGUGAGGGAGCCGUGUCCAGCGCCCCUCGGAAAGAAGUCCAUCCCUCAGCUGCACUAGCAGAGGAGACAAGUGACACCGCCAUGAUUUCCACGAGCACCUCUGAAGGACGCGAAGCGGUCAUGGUUGGCGUUGUCCCCGUGGGUGAAGACCAGGCCCCCAGUGAGAGGGCAGAAGACUCAAGCGACGCCGCCAUCAUCUCCACCAGCACGGCGGAGUGUGUGCCGCCGGGCACUGGCCUGGGCAGCCAGAAAGAGAAGCCGGCAGCCGCCCACGCCCCAGCAGGAAAUGACCUAGCCACUGGAAAAGUUAAGUGCGAGGCUCCCAUGCCCAGCCUCAUGGCUGAGAGUAACUGUCAGCAUGCCGGACCAUCCUCAGGAGGCAGGGACGCGGGCCCUGUGCUGCCAGUGAGCACAGCGGAAGGCCGGGGCAGGCAAUCCCUGUACCAGCCCUCUGUGGGGCAAAGCCAGUCAAGUGCUCUAUGUGCAAAAGAGAAAGACAGACACAGCCAGGACUGCCCUGGCCAAGGCCCAUUCACACCAAGAGGACAAAACAGUAGUGCUAUGCUAGAAGAGAAGAAUGUAACACUGAGUGCCAUUCACAGUGACGACAAAAGCCCAGAGGCACAGGUGACAAGGGACAGUAAUUCAACCAGUUGUUCAGCAGAAAGGGUCUUGGAGAAGAGUGCUGACUCACCUGUCCAUCCGAGAGGACCAGAGCAGACAUCGGCAGUAGAUCCCUCUCUCAGUAGUCACCAUUUGGCUGCAAUAAAUACUGGUGCUAACACAGCUGACAACAUACCACUCACCAAAGACCCUGCAGAAUAUCCUCCUCAGCCACAGGGACUUGGGGACAACUUGGAAAGCACUACCAGCAAGGACAGUAUAGGCCAAGAAUCCAAAACUGCGCCUUCAGACAUAGCUAUCCCUCCAGCUGCCUGCCAUGCACCUCCAACUGCUCCGAAAUGUGAAAAGGAUCUAACUCCAAAGAGUGAUCACAGUGACAGAGGGACUGCCGAAGCAUCUGCUGAGAAAACAGGGCACAGUCCUGGCACAAGGAAGUCACACCACAGAGAAGGGAACCUUGAGGCCACUCUUCCUGCUUGUGAAAAUACGUGUGACACAGGCAAUAUAAAUGUUCUGGGAGUAUCUGAACUGACAAACAACUUGAAAACAGAGACAGUGGUGCCUUCAGAGGAAGAGAAAAAUCAUGAAAUUCCAGCGGCAUCAGAAAGUCCCUAUGUGGGAAAGCUGAGUAGAAUAGCUGAAAUACAGGGGGAGUAUUCAUUGGAAGCUGAGUUACUGCAUGGUGAAAAUUCAGGUGCAGGAGUAAAUGAAGAAUGUAAUAAAAAAUCUUCUAACAAAGGAGAGCUAUCCAGUGAUAGAAAAGACAGCGCAGAAACUGUAAGAGAUCACAGUGUUGAAACAAAUCCUAAAGAGGUUGAAGAGGAAGAAAGGCACGUGCCAAAAAGAAAAAGAAAGAAGCAUUGCCCUUCCUCAGAAGAUGAACUGGAUGAUAACCCGUGUGUCCUGGAUUCCAGAAUAGCAGCCACGCCGCGGCCGCGUUCCAGAGCCGAGACACAAGACACAAAGGAAGAGAGCUCCAGAGAUACGGAGGAGUUGCCUAAAAUAAGUUCCAAGACAAACAGCAGCGCUUUGCAGGCUGAAGAAAAAGAUGAGCUUAGCAGCAGUGAGGCCACUGGUGACAGGACGGAGCAGAAUGAAGAGGAUGGCAUCAAAUCGCAGGAAGAAGAUCAGCCGAUAAUUAUUAAAAGAAAAAGAGGACGACCUCGUAAAUACCCUGUAGAAACAACAUUAAAAUCGAAAGACGACACCAAAACAGAUACUGGCAUUGUCACUGUAGAACAGUCUCCACCGAGCAGCAAGUUGAAAGUAACACAAACAGAUGAGUCCAAUAAAGAAACAGCCAACCUACAAGAAAGGAGUAUAAGCAAUGAUGACAAUGAAGAAAGACCAGUUGCCAGCGUGCGUCGGAGAGGAAGGAAGCCCAAGCGUUCCCUCACACUGUCAGAUGACACUGACUCCUCAGAGCCAGAGAGAAAACGCCAGAAAUCAGUUUCUGAAGCAACUGAGGACAAAAAAGAUCAGGACUCCGAUGAGGAGGAGGAGGAGGAGGAAGAUGACGAGCCCCCCGGUGCCACCACCAGAUCCACCACCAGAUCAGAGGCACAGAGAUCAAAGAUCCAGCUCUCACCUUCUACCAAGCGCAAAAGAGAAGGCAGCCCUCCUGGGGCCCGGACUCGGGGCCAGCAGAGAGUGGAGGAAGCCCCCGGGAAGAAGGUGAAGCGAUAAGCCUGCCCCGCCGCUCUGGCACGGAGAGGAGGAGGAGGAGGAGGAGGAGGAGGAGCCUCGAGAGGAGGAGGAGAAGGAGGAGCCUCGGAGCUGGGGCUUUAAAAAAAAAAAGAUCAAGAAAAGGAUAUGCAUGUGCUCUAAGUUCCUAGGUGCAAGCUUUUUCUUGUUAUGUUUUAAACAGCUUUAUAAACUAUUGUUCAUAGAAGAUAUUAUGUACAUUUAUUGACGAUAAAGGAAAGUAAGCUUACUUUGUAUCUGAAUUCAGCAAAGUAGUUGUAUAUUUAAACAUGCAAAAUUGGGGUUUCCCCACCCACUGUAGCCACCACCCCCCCAGCCCCAAGACCCCAGGCUGCCUUCUGGAGGUCUGUGUACAGUAUAUAAACAUGUAAAAAUAGGUUGUAUUUUACUCUAUGUAUGAUGCUAAUCAAUGAACAUUUUAUUUAUUUUACAGAGAAAUCUUAUCUGUGAACUUUACUAUAUAUCUGUUUAUUUUAUUUUAUUAUUUUUUUUAACGAGAAGGGUUUUAAAUGCUAUGCAGUCGUUAGUAGAUUUUUUUGUUGUUUUUAGAACUCUGCCUGCCCUGUAACUCGCUGAAUCUGACCUGGCAGGAAACGCUACAGAAACUCGCGCAUGUAUCCAAGUCAAAUAGUUUUAGCUACAGAAAGGGUCGCCAUUGCUUUCCCUUGACAGUUGUGACUGUUGUUUUUUUCUUCAGAAUGUCGCCUGUUCUUAGCUUAUUCUUGCAUCUGUGACUUUGCCACCAGCCCCGCUGCGGGGAGAGAAUCUGGUUCAGGGAGAGUCAGGCCCCUUCACCCGCCCGCCGCUACCCCAGGCCCU
Perognathus longimembris pacificus (Pacific pocket mouse) is the source of this 9982-nucleotide messenger RNA. RefSeq names its product biorientation of chromosomes in cell division 1 like 1 (gene Bod1l1). The record is from RefSeq and is a predicted model, not a curated record. Lineage: Eukaryota; Metazoa; Chordata; Mammalia; Rodentia; Heteromyidae. Bases 122 to 9145 code for a protein of 3007 amino acids. The transcript is spliced from 26 exons.